Molecule: messenger RNA, 11796 nt
Organism: Psylliodes chrysocephalus
Lineage: Eukaryota; Metazoa; Arthropoda; Insecta; Coleoptera; Chrysomelidae
Source: the annotation of a GenBank genome assembly
GGAUAAACAGGUUUUAAUAGACAAGAGAAUUUCUGACAAGCGUAGAAAAAGUUUCAACAGCCGCCAUUUUGCCUGUUUGAAGUCGCGUAGAAAUUCAGAUGAUUUUCUUCUCUCCUACUGUCUUAUGUAUAUUAUAAGGGUCUGUUUUUGUAAAAUCAGUGUUAGAUAAUAUAAUAGUGUUUUAAUUUUGGUGACGGUUCUUGUCAGUUUGUGAAAAAGUGAAAAACUUGCUUGAUUAAAUUAGAGAUCAUUGUGCAGUUCCGAUGGAAGAUGGAGAAAGGCAGUCGCGAAAUAUAGUCGACCACUCGCAUUAGUCGAUACUCAUAAUGGCCGAUGGUUGACUUUUAUUCGAUAAAUAUGUGCCUUGUGAGAUGCAUCGACUCUCGAACACUUGGUACAUCGACUGUUUGGAUAUGUUUCUUUCAUAUUUUCGGCCAUAAAUCAUGUAUUUCUUACUUCAGUUGCAAUAAAUAGUGGAUUACAGUGCUGCUAGUUUGGUCAGCCGUAGCAUUGGGCCAGUGCUCGGUUUUGGCUUGGUAAACAGCAGAGUGCACCGAUUUUGCCAUGGCCGAUCACCUUGUAGAUGGGCCUCCCAAUGCCAAAAGGCAAAAAUUGGACCCUUUUCAGGGGCCAUCGGACUCAUCCGAUGGGUUAUCAAACAUGGACAUGUUGGACUUGGAAAAUGAUCUUCCAGAUGAACUUAUGUCAUCUUCACCCUGGGGUAUAGCCGAUAACAUGACUAAUGCUAAACCUCCUGCUCAAGGGCCAGGUCCAGGUGGAUUGCAAAAUGGUAUUGAUAACUCAGAAAGUAAUAAUCUUAGACAGCAAAUGCAGCUCAAUCAUCUCUUGCAACAGAGCAAUAAAGGCUUAGCUGGAAAUGCCCUGGUACUUGCUAGCAAUGCUUUAGGAAAUAAAAGCCCCAAUCUUCAGUCUCCUCCCAAUGUAUCUGUUGCUAAAGGAGGAGUAGUGGAAAUGAACCUUGGCAGUCUGCCUUCUAGCAUAUCUAGCAAUUCUGGAUUGCAAUCUAUGGCUAACAAUGGUAGUUCUACACAAGUUAUGAGUUCCGUGCAGGGCAUCAGUAACGCUGGCGGUAAUAUGAUAAUGACGAGCAGCAAUAUGAGUACUAUGGGUGGAAUGGCAGGAGGUGGAUUAGUUGUCAGUAGUACUGUCAAUAAGCCGCUUGCAAAUUCUUUUGCGCCAGGUCACCCACAGCACCCAGGAAAUCAUAACGUUUCUCAAGGACUGCCCAAUGGGCCCAUGAUGAAUAGGGUGGGCAUGCAUUUGAAUCAAAGGACGCCCGGUUCCCUUCACAUAGGAGGCCCCCGACUUCAAACGGUAGGGCCGCCUCAUUUAGGACCUCAGGGCAUGACCGGGAAUCCUCAGUAUCUUGGAUACACGAAUCCCAAUCAAGCCGCCCAAGGGGUUCCAGUAGGUGAGUAUGGUGUAGUCACUCCUCAACAAAAAAUGAAUCUUCAAAAUCAAUGUCCUCGCUUCGGAGGCACCCAGAACGUUCCCGGUCAAGGAAUUGGACCUCCAGGAUGCGGCGGAGACGGUGGGAUAGUUCAAACUCAACCACCUGCUCCAUCGCCAGCCCAACCCCUCUCGGGGGCUCCCAGUGGGACGCAGCCUGGACCCCAGCAAGCUACACAGAAUCCUGGUGGACCUUCUGGAGGCCAACCGGCUCCUUCCACAGGUAAAGAUCCAGAAAAACGAAAGCUUAUCCAACAGCAACUGGUUCUAUUACUGCACGCCCACAAGUGCCAAAGAAGAGAGUCUCAGACUAACGGAGAAGCGUGGUCUUGCACCCUGCCGCAUUGCAAAACAAUGAAAAACGUACUCAACCACAUGACCACCUGCAAUGCAGGAAAAAGUUGUUCCGUAGCGCAUUGUAGUUCGUCCAGGCAGAUCAUCAGCCAUUGGAAGAAUUGCGUCAGAACGGAUUGUCCUGUCUGCUUGCCUCUAAAACAAGCCGACAAAAAUCGCAACAACCCAAAUGCUGCCGCUAACGCCCCUCAAAAUAACCAAUCUCCGAAUCCUUCAGCAACGGAUAUGCGCCGAGCAUAUGAUGCUCUCGGUAUCCAAAUUCCCACUUCUGCCUCAGGACCAAGUCCGACCGGUCUCAUACCAAAUUCGGGACAACCACGUCCCGGUUUAAGGUUACCAGUGAACAGCGGCAAUGCCUUACCCAAUAUAGGAAACAGCAUGCAAGGCGUGCGGGUGCUAGCUCCACCAGGUCCUGCAGCACCCAAUGUUUCUCUACCAUUGAGCAGUGAUCCUUCGAAUUCGGCUCAAGCGCAGGGAAUCAGCCAAACGGCGGCCAGCAUCCAACAGAGCGUUAAUAACGUCAUGUUUGGCUUGGCGAGCGGCGCCGAAGCGGCGAACCAAGGAUUAAUGAAUCAAUUACCAUCUGGUUUAGGGCCAGGUCAAGUAACGGCGUCGCCUGUAACCGGAACUAAGGAAUGGCAUCAAUCUGUCACUCCUGAUCUCAGAAACCAUCUGGUGCAUAAACUUGUACAGGCGAUCUUUCCUACACCUGACCCGCAAGCUUUGUUAGAUAAAAGGAUGCAUAAUUUGGUGGCGUACGCCAGAAAAGUCGAAGGAGACAUGUAUGAAAUGGCCAAUUCUAGAUCAGAAUACUAUCAUCUUUUGGCUGAGAAAAUUUACAAAAUUCAAAAGGAAUUGGAAGAGAAAAGACUGAAAAGGAAGGAACUUCAAUUGCAACUGCAACAUUCUCAGCCGCCCCAGAUUAGACCAAAUAUUCAGGGAAUGGUAACUCGUCCUCCAGGAGUACCAGUGAACGUUCUCCCUUGCCAGCAACAACAGCCAUCACAACAGCAACCAAACCAAGGCCAACAGCAACUAAGAAGUGGUUCUCCAGCUCUUGGCGGACCUCCAAUAAGUGGCUUGGGCGUUCUGAACCCUAACAGCAGUAGGUUAAUGUUCCCAGUUCAACAACAAAAUACCCAGCAACCACCCCCUCAGCAACAAAAUGUUGGUUUACCAGGACCAAGUCCGACCACCUCAAACCCUGGCCUAUCACCUUUUGGGAAUCCCCUUUCACAAGGCAGCACAACUACUUCAAAUAGUCAAUUCCCUACUACCAGCAACGGUCCCGUCAGUUUGCCGCAAGUCUCACCGGCGGGACCAAACUCUCAAUCCAACCAGUUCAGUGAUUUGUUGAAACAAAACCGAAUACCACCAUCUCCUUCCAGUUUUGUCCAACAGCCACCAAAUAUUUCACAGCCUAAUCAACAGAACGUUGCUCAAAGUAGUACCUCUCGAAUACCCUCCACCUCUUCUGAUUCCGUAGCAACGCCCAUGCCUGUCAGCGUCGGACCAAAAUCUGUUAGUUCUUCCAGGGGUGCGUCACCGGCACCCGCAACUCCAGUCCAAGCCUCGCCUUCGGCUAUGGCUGCCAGUAUGGGUAAAGGCAUGAGCAGCUCAGAACGAGCGGCCCUAAACGCACCCAGGCAAAGUUCCCUUUCAUCCCAAAUGGCGGCCAUUACAGCGGCAGCGGAAAGGGACGAAGAUUCUCCCUCGCCACAAGGUGGCGGUAGUAAAGGAAAACUGGAUCAGAUGAAGAUGGAGACUGAUAUCAAACAAGAAGAUUCGGAGAUGAAUGAAAAUCACAUGGAAAACAACCACGGCGGCAAGAGCAUCAAGAACGAAAUUAAAAUGGAAAUCAAACAGGAAAUCAAAUCGGAACCACUUGACGAAAAUAUCACAAUUAAAGAGGAACCUGGAUUAAUAAAGGAAGAGCCAAACACUUCUGAAAAUUCUAGCGACGUCAAACCUCCCAUUACAGACACUGCCAACGCUACUGCCACUGGGGGAGACAAAAAACAAAAAAUAUUUAAACCUGACGAGCUACGCCAAAAAUUAAUGCCCACUUUGGAUAAGUUGUUUAGACAAGAUCCAGAAAGCAUACCGUUUAGACAACCGGUGGAUCCGCAGACGCUGGGUAUACCGGAUUAUUUCGAUAUAGUAAAGAGACCCAUGGAUCUCUCUACCAUUAAGAGGAAACUUGACAUUGGCCAGUACGCGGAUCCCUGGGAAUACGUUGACGAUGUUUGGUUAAUGUUUGACAAUGCUUGGCUGUAUAACAGGAAAACAAGCAGAGUGUAUAGAUAUUGUACAAAGUUAUCAGAAGUGUUUGAACAAGAAAUAGAUCCGGUGAUGCAAUUAAUGGGUUACUGUUGCGGUAGGAAGUACACAUUCAAUCCGCAAGUGUUGUGUUGUUAUGGUAAACAGCUUUGUACUAUACCGAGGGAUGCCAAGUACUUUAGUUAUCAAAACAGUAGUUUGAAAGCCUAUGGACUAGCUUCUGACAGAUACACUUUCUGCCAGAAGUGUUUUAAUGAUAUUCAAGGAGAUACUGUCACGUUGGGAGAUGAUCCUACUCAAGCUCAGACGACAGCAAUAAAGAAAGACCAAUUUAAAGAAAUGAAGAACGAUCAUCUGGAAAUGGAAGCUUUUGUAAAUUGCACUGAUUGCGGGCGUAAACUUCAUCAAAUAUGUGUGCUUCACAUAGAAUCGAUUUGGCCGCAGGGUUUUACUUGCGACGAAUGCUUCAAGCUUAGGGGACUGAAAAGGAGAGAUAACAAAUUCACGGCGAAGCGACUGCCUCCGACAAAUUUGGGUACCUAUAUCGAAAACCGAGUGAACAUAUUCUUAAAGAAAAAGGAGGCGGGCGCUGGUGAGGUGUCGAUCCGCGUAGUUUCUAGUUCGGACAAGGUAGUCGAAGUAAAACAGGGCAUGCGUAGCAAAUUCGUGGAGACUGGUGAAUUAGGAGGGGAAUUCCCGUAUAGGGCGAAAGCUCUGUUUGCUUUCGAAGAAAUUGACGGCGUCGACGUGUGUUUUUUCGGCAUGCACGUACAAGAAUACGGUUCUGAGUGUCCGCCGCCGAACACGCGCCGCGUCUACAUAGCGUACUUAGACUCUGUUCAUUUUUUUAAACCUAGACAAUUUAGGACUGCUGUGUAUCACGAGAUUUUAUUAGGUUAUAUGGACUAUGUAAAACAAUUAGGUUAUACAAUGGCCCACAUUUGGGCCUGCCCCCCAUCGGAAGGUGAUGACUACAUCUUCCAUUGCCAUCCUCCGGACCAAAAGAUACCAAAACCUAAGAGAUUGCAAGACUGGUAUAAGAAAAUGUUAGAUAAAGGAAUUAUCGAGAGGAUAGUGUUAGAUUAUAAGGAUAUUCUGAAACAAGCUAUGGAAGACAACUUGAGGUCGGCCGCUGAUCUUCCAUACUUCGAAGGUGACUUUUGGCCAAAUGUUUUAGAAGAAAGUAUAAAAGAAUUAGACCAAGAGGAGGAAGAAAAGAGAAAACAAGCCGAAGCUGCGGAGGCCGCGAUAUUUUCGUCGAUGGAAGAGAGCGAAGUGGGUCCCGACGGCAAAAAGAAGGGCCAGAAAAAAGCCAAAAAGAGUACAAAGUCAAAAGCGAAUCAAAGAAAAAAUAGCAGCAAGAAAUCCAAUACUCCUCAAACCGGCAAUGAUUUGUCGGCCAAGAUUUUUGCUACUAUGGAAAAACAUAAAGAAGUGUUCUUUGUUAUUAGGUUACAUUCUGUACAGUCCGCCGCUAGCUUAAAGCCAAUUCAGGAUCCUGAUCCUUUCAUAAACUGUGAUUUAAUGGACGGUAGAGACGCAUUCCUAACUCUCGCUCGUGAAAAACAUUACGAAUUCUCUUCUCUAAGGAGAGCAAAAUAUAGCACGAUGUCCAUGUUGUACGAACUCCAUAACCAGGGUCAGGAUAAAUUUGUGUACACUUGCAACAGCUGUAAAGCGCACGUCGAAACCAGGUACCACUGUACGUUGUGCGAGGACUUUGACUUGUGCAUACAGUGUUACGAGAAAGAAGGUCAUCCUCAUAAAAUGGAGAAACUUGGCUUGGAUAUCGACGACGGUAGCUCGCCGAGCGAUAGCAAAGCCAAUCCUGGUGAAGCUAGGAAGUUAUCUAUACAGCGUUGCAUUCAUUCUCUGGUUCACGCGUGUCAGUGCCGCGACGCGAACUGUCGCCUGCCGAGUUGCCAGAAGAUGAAGCGAGUGACCAACCAUACGAAGGUGUGCAAGCGGAAAAACAACGGCGGUUGCCCGAUCUGCAAACAACUCAUCGCGCUGUGUUGCUACCACGCGAAACAUUGUCCGGAGAACAAAUGUCCGGUGCCGUUCUGCUCCAACAUCAAGCACAAACUCAAGCAACAACAGCUCCAGCAGAGGUUGCAGCAAGCGCAGUUGCUGCGAAGGAGGAUGGCGGUCAUGUCGAGAGGUACCCAGCCAACUGUCAAUCCGAUUCCGGGUGCGACGAAUAUAGGUAUGGGCGGUGGUGGCGUGCAGUCGGUGGUAGGGGGUGCUGUCAGUCCUGCUAACACCUUAAAUCCUGGCCUACCAAAUCCUGCUAUGGGAAUUCAAUCUCCUCACCAACCUGGUAUAGGUCUUAAACCAGGCGCCCAAACACCACCGGCGAACGUUCUCCAGGUGGUGAAGCAGGUCCAGGAAGAAGCAGCUCGCCAACAAGCUCCACACGUCGGCUACGGAAAAGUCAAUCCUGGUCAAGUACCAGGUCAAAAUAUGCCGCCUCCGCAGAUCAGGAGCAUGGGACACCUUGGAGCCGGCCAAAGUGGUGGUAACUUACUGCCUAUGGAACAAUGGCAACAGCGGUAUCCCAGCGGCGUAGCGCCGGGCAUUCGACAACAAGGUCCUCCUGUGAUGCAACCCGGCCAGAUGGGCCAAACGCCGAUGCAACAGAAUCCGGCGGUCGUGCGGCCGGGUGCUGCUCCCAUCAACGCUCCCGGUAACAUGAUGCAGAAACAGGCGUUGCAGCAACUCAUGGCAACGCUGCGGUCGCCGCAAUCUGCUGAACAACAACAACAAAUUUUGACGAUACUCAAGUCCAAUCCUCAGCUCAUGGCUGCGUUCAUCAAGCAGAGACAGGCGCAACAAAUUCAACAGGCAGGUGGUGGAACCCCUCCUCAGCAACAACUCCAACAUAUCCUUAACCAGCAACCAAACUCCAACCAGCAGCAUCAAAACCGGAUGCAGAUGCAAGGAGGCCUCAUCAACCAGGCAGCGGCGCAAGGUCUCAACCAGGGUCCAGGCCCAGGUCAACCGAUGACCCAGCACCAGCAGUGGUUCAAACACCAGCAGAUGUUGGCGAUGCAGCGACAGCAGCAGGUCCAACAGCAGCAGGUGCAGCAACAACAACAGCAGCAGCAACAGCAGCAACCUGGCUUCCAGCAACCGGGCGCUUGUCCCACGUACCAGCAACGGUUGCCGGGUAUCAGGCAGCCGCACAUGGGAUAUAAUAACUCGUUUGGUGAUCAGCAAUAUCCACAGAUGCAGGGAUUGAAACCCACGCCGCCUCCUGUGCCGUCGCCGCAGGGGGUUAUGGGACCACCUCAGGGACAGGGUAUAUCUGUGCAGCAGCAACAGCUGAUGCAGAGUGUGCGCAGUCCGCCUCCUAUAAGAAGUCCGCAGCCGAGUCCGUCAUCUCGGACGGCGCCGAGCCCGCGAAACCAAGCGGUGGCGUCGCCGCGCGGGCCCCAACCGUCGCCGCACGAUCUCGCCGCCUCCGAGAUGCUCCUCAGUCAGAACCAUUCGAACGCCCUCCACCCACACGCCUCGCCCGCCUCGGCGCCGAACCAAGACUCAAAUAACGACGUGCCGACCAUGACUCCGCAGGACCAGCUCAGCAAGUUCGUGGAGCAGCUCUAGUGGUGCAACGUACUUCUCUCGAGACGGUUAUCAGACUAACAAAAGUGAUAAAAGAAUAUAUUUAUAUAUCUAUAUAUUUGUAAAUACUGUAGAUUGUGAAAAUAAUGAAGAAAGUGUAUUAUGUAAUGAUUAUAUAUACAAAAUUGUAAAUAUGUUUCAUAGACAACUGUAUCAUAUUAUACAUAUACAUAUUUAAAUUUUAGUGAAUUACUUGAGUGAAAAAAUGAAGAUACCUUAAAAGUAUUUUAUGGCUUUGCGAGGCUGUGUUUAAAUUAACGGAUUGUUACCUAGUGAAUGGUAGACUUUGGCAUAGCUACGCAACUGUUAUUAUUCGUUUGUUUUUUUUAUUUCAUUUAUUUUUUUAUUUUUUACGAUUUACAACUGAAUAUGACUUGUUAAUUGAUAGUCACGCUCUUGUAAAAAGUUAGCAAAGAAUUUUUACCGAAUACAUUUUAGUGUCGCGUCGGUAGCUAUUGUGAUGGCGGUCCCCCCUAAAGGGCCCGGACCUCCGUUUGUUUUUUAUAUAAUAUAUAUUUAUAAUUUAUAUACCUAUCGAUUUGUUUUUUCGUAUGAAUACAACAUUCCACGAAGUGUGGGGUGUGCGGUGCUGGCACAAAUGACAAUCCUGACGCCCACGCCAGUGCAAUAAAAAAAAUAACUUAUUCAAACACUCCCUCCUCUAAUUUAUUACUGAACAUAAAUCAACUAGAUUACUUAAUGUUAAGGAUUAUAUAAAAGAAAAUAAAUCAUAAUUCUGAAAUAUUAUACGGUUUUUUCCUUAACGUUUCCUCAAAAACAAAAAACAAAUUGUCUGUUUCAAAUAUGGUUUGCAGUGUAGGAAGAUCAGAACAAAUAAAUUUGAUAACAGUCAUUCAUAAUUUGUAAUAUAUUUUUUCUCUUCAAAGUCUUUUUAGUAAGUAUUUUAUAUUCAAAAGUAACCAGUUUCAAUUUGAAGUAUAUAACUGAUUAGUUUUUUUGAUGUAAUGAGUACUAAAAGAAUUAUUUUUAUCUAGUACAUUCCAAUCGGAAUAAAUUGUAACCACUUAACAACUUGUGGGGAGUAUUCCCUUUUUUGCUUAUUUUAAGUAAAAUUAUAAAUAUGGCUUUACAACCUUCAGUGUAAGUUUAUGUGGGUACCUUAAGGUGGUUCAUUUCCGCAAAAAAAAUUUUUUUCGGUGCUUAAGCAAUGGGUAGGGUGAAAAAGAAAUUAAGCAUUUGCUUUUACUUAAAAAUUGGUAACAAAUCGUACUUACUUUCCAAUAAAUAAAAUUUUUAGUUAAACUUGGGGAAUACUAAUUAUUUGAUAAAGACUUUAAGAACUUUAAGUAAGGUCCAGAAAUUUUAUUUAAAAAAAAUAAGCACGAUUUGUUACUCGUUUUUAAGUAAAAGCAAUUGCUUAAUUUUUAUUCACACUACCCAAUGACGCAAAUGCAAAAUUAUAAAUGUUUCAGGAGAGACCAAAAACAAAUAUUAUUUCCAAAUUUGGGCACAUAAAUUACAAAGAACUUGUCCUAAAUAGCAAAUACGACAUUAACCAUUGAGUAAGUAAGUUCUCCCUUAAAGUUGCAGACACAACUGAAUCAUGUGGCAUUGUUUUCCAAAAGUGGAGGGGCUUAAUAUUUUAAAACUGACGCAACUACCAUCUAGCAGCCGCGAGUGGAUAUAAAAUUACUUCCUUGUUAUACUGUAUAGAUAGACUAAUUUGGAAACUAAUGACAUGUUAAAAUCAAAAAGUCAUAAUUUUGCAUUUGCGUCAGUUUUACCGGAACAGCAAUUUAGAAAUAAAAUUCUCAACAAGUUUGAGCUCUUAAUAUCAAUUUUUAGUACUUACUAUUUAAAUUUCAAGUUUUACCAUUUAAAAUGCUUGUAAAAAAUUAUUUUUUUUUUUAAUUUCUAAUGCUUACCCGCCUUUUACAAAAUUGCAAAUCGGUUUGAUGAACCUUGUGGGGAAUUUCACGCUCUUCAAAAUUAUAUACAUUACGUUUUCAGGUAUAAAAAUGGCUAUAAAUUCAUUAAAUAUUGGUCAGAUAACUUUUUUUUAUGAGUUGGCCCCUUUUUUCUCUCUAGUUUUGACAAUUUGCUCGAAAGAAAAGGAGGAGGUUCUCAGUACGUCGUAAUAUUUUUUUUAUGUAUAUUCAGUGAUAAUUCUUUAACACGGUGUUCGAUUUCAACGAUUCUUUUUUUGUUAAAAAGGGGGUACUUCAGGGGUGGUCCCAUAUAAAUUUGGGAAAAUUCUAAUAAUUGGGUCCAUGAGAAAAUCCUCAAACUCUUCAUUUUUUAUGUAUGUUUAUCAGUAAUUCUUUACCUCCUUGUCUGAUUUCUAUGAUUCUUUUUUUGUUAGUAAGGGGGUAACCUCAGGGGUGGUUUCAUAUAAAUUUUGUUAAGAUGUGAUGACAUCUGCACGAUUUUGAAGUCGGUUUUUUAAAAUUACUUUUAAUACUUGUCAUAUUUUUGGAUGAACUCUUCCAGACACAUCUUUUUACUACCCUUACAACAGUUUUUAGGACAAUACCAUAUUGUUUAUAAUAUUCAUUUGAGACAGUUCCAUUUAGCAUAUUUCUAUAUAAGAAACGUCUGUUUUGACAAGAGGUUUUUAUACCAGAUGUAAUCCAAGUUCAUGCCCUUUUCUUUUUGAAUUAUUUUACUCGAAAAAUUAAAGCCUAUAUAUGUUUUUAUUUUAGAAUGGAAUAAGUCAUAAGUUUCAAAUUUUAGUUCUUCGACAAAAUAUCGAGUUGCUUUGUUUGAAAAUAUGCCUCUUUUUGAGGAUUUUUUGUGCUCUACGAGCAUUUAUUGUAAGUAUUAAGUUUUUGUGAGAAAUGGUCAGAUAUAGCUAGAUCAACCACAUGGACACUAUAAUCCUGAAAAUUAACCACGUCCGAUUUCUGAUUCUUUUUUGUUAGAAAGGGAAUACCUCGGGGGUGGUCCCAUAUAAAUUUGUUCAAGAUCUAUUAAUGGGACUGAUAAGAAAAUCAUUAUACUCUUCAUUGUAUCACUAUAUCUUAUGUACGUCCUGCGAUAAAUUGUCCGAUUUCUAUGAUUAUCUUUUCUGUUAGAUUAUUAAUAGGUAAUUUUGAGUAUAAACUAUUCUAGAAGUACAUAACAUCAAAUUGGUACUGUUAGGGAUUAUUUUAUUCAAAAUUGUAACAAAAAUGUCAAUUUAACAAUGUUGGUUAUUAAGUGAAUACAUUGCUAAGGCAUUAAAAUACAUUAAUAGUAUAUCCCAUUUAUUAGCAUUUUUACUAACAUAAAGAGAUUACUGUUAAGAUUUUUUUAAUGCAAAAUGAAGGAAAUAUCCCUAAAUUUUUAUCUAUUUUAAUAAAUGUUGUCGAAAAGGAACAGAAAAAGUUAUUAACUUACUAAUACAGUGAAAAAAAACUGCUUUUUGACCCCAUUUUUGCAGUAUUUCGGCGCGAAUGGCAAAGAUACGAGGUGGCAAAGUUGAAAUUCAGAAAGAGCACAUAGAAAUAUAUAAAAUUACCCAUUUUCAAAACUCUGAAAACUUUUCAAGUAAAACUACCAAAUGACUUUUAUAGGCUCUUUAGGGGUCUACUUUAACAAAAAUACUAUUGUGGCUACAAGUAGCUAUACCAUAUAGCCAAAAUUUUGUGUUAAAGUAAACCCCUAAAAAGCAUUGUUUCUUAAUAAGGAACAUAAAUUAUAACUUACUACAGGUUUCUUUAGGAUGUACGAUAGUAGUUCAUUUGUACCUUAACUACACUCCACUACAAAUUGAUUUAUAUAAACUACUUUUUAUUUUUUUAAUUAUGUAAACGUGAGAAAAAUGUUAUUUUCUUAUUUUAUUUUAACAAUGCAUACAGUACGAUCAAAAAUUAUGAAUUUUAUAUAUUUCAAAUUAUUCACUGAUUGGUAGUUUCCUUAAAUCAUCUUUUUGAUAUACCUUAUAGCUUGACUGUCUCGAAUUUAAUUUCUCCUGAUCUUUUGCACAGAAAACUAUACAUUUACCAGUGACUGGACAAGGCAAUACUCAUGCUUAAAAUCAUUCUAGUUUUUUUCCCUUCAUUAGGGUGGGCCGUUAACAAAACAUUUCAUAUUAUAACAUCAUUAUUGUAAAAAGUUGUCUAUCUC